This is a messenger RNA of Cyphomyrmex costatus, 2398 nucleotides long. RefSeq names its product coiled-coil domain-containing protein 170. Lineage: Eukaryota; Metazoa; Arthropoda; Insecta; Hymenoptera; Formicidae. The transcript is spliced from 15 exons. Bases 44 to 2398 code for a protein of 784 amino acids. The record is from RefSeq and is a predicted model, not a curated record.
GCGGAGCCACACCGUUCGCCAGACGUUCUAGAACGGAAGCGGGAUGGCAUCCGACGACACCGAAACGCAGGAAGCGCGAGAGACGGAGGAGACGGCCGAGGAGGACCUGAGGAUCUUCGAGACACUCCGUAUCUCCUCGCCUCGGAAGAUGGACCCAGACGACGCUAUGACUCACGAUUUAACGACCACCUUGAGGAGCGAGCUGGCGGCUCUUGAAUACAAACGGGACAGGCUUAUGUCUGAGUUACAGGAAAUGAAAAGCAACGUGAGAUCGCGGGACCAGCGGGUCGUGGAGCUACAGGUAGAAGCGGAUCAGCUUCGUGAGCAAGCAGCCAGGCAGAAUGCCGUCAUCUCCAGUCUCAAGAAGCGCAUUCAGGAAUUGGAAGAGAGAGAAAGAAAUCUCUAUGCGUCCCAGGGCAGAAAUGAAAUCACGAUACAGGGUCUGCAACGUGAUGUAAAGUACUACGAGGAAAAGGUUCGAGAGUAUGACAAAAAAGUUCGACAAUUGGAGCACAAUAUAUCCGAGGAAAUUCAAUUGAAGGAACGGGCACGUCUGAAUCUGCAGGAUUUCGUACGAAGGUUGGCACAUGCAUUGAACGUCGAGUACUGCGAGACGGCGCAUCACAGUCCGGAGAUGGUAAUUCAUAAAGCUGAAGAACUCGUGCAAGAAGUGAAUCGUUUGCGAACAAAGAGCACAAACGUCGAGACGCAAUUGACGGGCGUCGAAGUGGAUUUCAGAACCUGUAGGGAUGCUCUUGAUCGCUCCACUGCGGAAAAGGAGCAAUUACAGAGACAAGUGUCAGUUCAGUUAGUCGACAUAGAUCGUUUGCGUCAGGAAAAGGAAUGUCUGGAAAUGCAAUAUAGGGUUGCUGAGAAAGAUAUGAACGAUCUAAGAGAUAAGCUCGUGAAUGCGAAUAGGAGUUUAACUAACGCAACGGGGAACAUAUCCAAUCAAGAGGCGUUGAUCUGCCAAUUACGAGAGGAUCUGAAAGUCCGCGAGGAGAAGACGCAACGUGUUCAAAAUGAAUUCCGUCACCUCUUAGAGUCGGUUGCGAUUCUUAUUAGUACACCAAGCCGAUUCGUCGAGUCCCACGAAAACGCUAUCAAAGAUCGCAUUCGAGAAAUUCUAGCUGACAAUAAGGAUCAAUCACUGAAAAUACAAAGUCUUCGAGAAAAAGUGAACACGACGACGGAGUCAACGAAUCGGCAAAGUGAACUGAUCGAAUCUACAAUGAUGAAAGUACGCAGUUUAGAGGAGGAACGCGCAGCUCUAGAAGCUAAAAUACACAAACUCGAAUCCGAACUCACGAGCAGUGAUCUCUCCAGAGAGUCUUUACGCAGAGACAAGCAGACGUUCAUGACCUUCCUGGAUCGAUUGAGUAAAGCGAUGCAAAUGGACGAGAUAUCUCAGGAAAUCGGACUCGACCUUCAAACUGAGACAUUGUUGGUGCGGGCCGAGCAACUAGCCAGAUUGGAGACCGACAAACUAGUCGACAAGUAUUUGUACUCCAGCUACACGACCUUACCGAGGAUUCGGCGCGAGCGAUCGUUCCACGAGCUUCCCUGUCUCAAAGAAACAUCCGUUGUUUAUCAGCUGCAACGUCGCGUCCGAACCUUACGGGAGCAAUUGCAGCGCAGAGACCUGCAUUUGGACCUUCUACGUAGAAAACUAUCUCUACAAGAGGACAGUGUGAGAGUGAAGUCACUAUUGCAGAGUGAGCGGGACGAGGCGAAUAUACGCGCAAAGAAGCUAGUGAAACAGGUCGACCGACUUCAGAUCCAAUUGUCGGAGGAAAAAUCGCGGAAUCGGGAGUUAAGCGCACAAUUGACGGAAGCCGCGGAUUAUAAAAUAGCUGCGCUGGAACGCAGUCGGAAGAUAGAGGAGCUUCAAAAACGUCUCGUUGAGAGCGAGAUGUUGAGGACACGUUACAACAGAAAGUUGACGAUGGCGAAGGAGCAGAUGAGGACGACCGCGGAGACAGCCGAUCAGGAGAGAUCGAUAAACGACCAUUCCCUACAGCUCCUCCGCGACGAGAUGGCUCAGGUCAAGCAAAAUCUUUCCGAGGUCACAAGACGAGAAUCCCAGCUUCAGAGCUUUCGCGUCUCCGUGGCGAAGUUAUUGUCGGAGCCAAUCUGCACGCCCGAUUACGAGAUCAUUUCGCGGCUACAGAAAAUGGUCGCAGCUCAUCGAGACUUUACGAUGCUCUCUCGUAGAUACGACGAACCUUUGGAAACGAGUCCUUCGAGAUGCACCAGCAUUCAUCCGGUCCAUCCGCCGAGAUCGCCCGGUUCACGUUGUACUCGUUACGAGGACAGCGGUUUCGCGGAUCCACCUGAUCUUCAUGACAUCGAUGACGAUUACAACAAAAGGCCAGUGAGAAGCAGUCUUCUUCCGUGA